Molecule: messenger RNA, 2160 nt
Organism: Brachypodium distachyon (stiff brome)
Lineage: Eukaryota; Viridiplantae; Streptophyta; Magnoliopsida; Poales; Poaceae
Product: probable protein phosphatase 2C 66
Exons: 5
Coding region: 120-1697 (525 amino acids)
Biological process (GO): protein dephosphorylation
Molecular function (GO): protein serine/threonine phosphatase activity
Source: RefSeq, a predicted model, not a curated record
AAACAUCAAGCAUCUCAAAAACCUACAACCACCAUAGGCAUAGCGCUGCCGCAGCAGUUACUGUGCUGCCCCCUCCAACUCUGUGCUCCGCCGUGUUGCCGCGCUCCCAUUGGCCGCCCAUGGGCUCCUGCCUCUCCACCCAGCCCGGCGACGGGGCGGCGUGGCCGCAGCGGUGGCGCAAGAGGCGCGGCGACGAGCGGGAGGGCGCCGCGGCUGCCGGCGGCGGCGGCUUCGGCUUCUUCUCCAGCGGCGGUGGCGGUGGAGGCGGCAAGAAGCUCCCUGGCGGCGGGGAGAUGACGGAGGAGGAGCUCGCGCGGGUCGCCGGGAGGACGUGCGCGAACGGCGCGAGCGCGGUGGCGUGCCUCCACACGCAGCAGGGGCGGAAGGGCACCAACCAGGACGCCAUGGUCGUGUGGGAGAAUUUCAAUUCAAGUGAUAGUGUCUUCUGUGGCGUCUUUGAUGGUCAUGGGCCAUAUGGUCAUUUUGUGGCCAAGAAAGUUAGAGAUUCUCUCCCUGUCAAGUUACUCACACAAUGGAAAACCAGUGGUAAUGGGGGUACUAGUCCUCAACUAAACGGAAGCAUUUCCGCAAGUUUGAACUCUGAAGAAACGGCAUCUGCUAUUGAUGAUGAAUGGGGUGAGUCUGUUGAUGUUGAUGGGAGUGAUAUGCUUCCUGAGAUGUUCGUUCCACUUAAGCAGUCUUAUUUGAAGGCAUUCAAAUUAAUGGACAAGGAGCUCAAGCUGCAUCCUACAAUUGAUUGCUUUUGCAGUGGCAGUACGGCAGUCACGUUGGUCAAACAGGGAUGGGAUCUUGUAGUUGGAAAUCUUGGGGACUCGAGAGCAAUAAUGGCGACACGGGAUGCUUCUAACCAUCUAACUGCUGUUCAACUCACUGUUGAUUUGAAGCCUAACCUUCCCAAGGAAGCUGCGAGGAUCCAGCAAUGUAGAGGAAGAGUUUUUGCUCUUCAGGAUGAACCAGAAGUUUCCAGGGUAUGGUUGCCAAAUAAUGAUUCUCCUGGAUUGGCAAUGGCAAGAGCUUUUGGAGACUUCUGCCUUAAAGAUUAUGGUUUAAUAUCUGUUCCGGAGAUAUCAUAUCGCCGUCUGACUGAAAAGGAUGAGUUUAUAAUAUUAGCCACUGAUGGGGUUUGGGACGUUCUCUCAAACAAGGAGGCUGUUGAUGUUGUAGCUGCAGCCCCAUCUCGAGCAACGGCCGCCAGGGCUCUUGUUGAUUGUGCUGUCAGAUCAUGGAGAUUGAAGUUCCCAACAUCCAAGAGUGAUGACUGCGCUGCUGUUUGCUUAUUCCUGGACCAUGGAAACUCACCUGACUCGGUUGAAGAGAAUGAAGCCAAGAAUGGAGAAGAACCUGCCGUGGAGGCUUCGAUCCCAGAUGCUAGUGUUUAUGAAAACACUGCAGACGUAAAUGUACAUUCCUCCAGUCAAGAGCAAAUCCCCGAGCCCACAUUGGAACACUCAUCCACGCUUAGAAACGUUGAUGAGAUUAUGCCAGUGGACGAACCUCCUGUCUUGAAGGAACCUGAAAGGUGCGCCUCUGCACGUAGCCUGGCUGACUGCAUAUCCACUAACGAGGAGGAGGAAUGGUCUGCGCUUGAAGGCGUGACACGGGUAAAUUCCCUCUUGAACCUCCCUAGAAAACUGUCAGGUGACAAGAGAUCGACCAGCUGGAGGAAACGGCGUUGAAUGAACACCAAGAAAAAAACCAUCUGCUCCGGUGAAAGUCGUUCAGGGUACUCACAUAGGCGCAUCUCAGCCGAUACAAGCAUUUUCAGCCGAGUGCAAAAUUCUUCGGUCUGGGGACUUGUUCUAGCCAAUUUUAGGCCCCUUCCCCAGAUUGUUCCGGACUGGCAGGGCUUGUACAUUCAAGAAGAUUGUUUAUUCAUUCUUGUGCUCUUUGUCAGGAGGUGUUCCAUGCUUGGGCUUCUUUACUUGUUUGUGUAUAACAAAGUUUUUGUUCUGUGAGAAGCUUUUUUCUGUAAAUCAUCUAAGGUCUCCCUUUGUAACGGUAGAUGGGUUGAUGUUCGCUUACCGUUGUUGUACCAGAACAAGGAUUCAACCCUACAUGUGUAGUAUGUAUGUCAUAUGGAUAUUCUCCUCGAAAGUCUGUAAAAGCUGCUUUUAUUCCUACCGAUUCUUCACAAGAUUA